AUGUUGAGGGCUCUCAUUCUUUUCUUUGUUGCGGCAGCCAUCAACCAACUGAGAUGGUACUAUACGCAGCAUUCUACCACCGGCCGGCGCAUUGGGUUCCUUCAGGCCCUUGAUGAUGCUUCUCGAGGUAUAUUUGGGUCUCUCACACUGUUAAUGUCUCGCGAGUUUUUGAACUGGUCGUCCAUAGGGUGCAUCAUUACCAUUGCGGCGUUUUUGGUAGGACCUCUGACCCAGAAUGCCGUAAAGCAGGAGACCAGAGCAAAAGAUCCAGUCAAAGGGGCACAUAUAAACGUCGCAAAGGUGUACAAAUUGGUUCACUCGAAUGGGAAUCAAAAUGAGUUGACUGCCCAAGCAAAUAUUGAGGCAGCCAUCGUUAACGGGUGGGGUCACUAUGCGUCACUUCAAUUCGAAAAAGACGAUUCUCUGAUGGAGAAAGUGUUCCCUACGCCUCUCGAAUGCCCUGAGAAGAGUAAGGUAUUUUGUUCGUGGAAAAAUAUCAACAACCUUGCAAUCGACUAUGAGUGCGCAACAAAACCCACUCGAUUGCUCGAACUGGACAAGGACUACGAGCUCAAUAUGACAGCCAGCAUGACUAGGCCCGAGAAAUCCACCUUGCCUCGGAGGGAGUAUCCUCUCAUUAUCCAUGUACGGGCAACUGGAAGACCGCGAGAGAAAGGCGAUGACUACGUGGAGCAUGCGGAGUGUGCGCUUUACUGGAGAAUUCAGCAUUUCUCGAAAGCCACUUACAAUGGAACUCUUUGGCAGGAAAACACAGCAUUCCUUCCUGAACUGCCCGCGGAAUAUGAGGGCCCGUCGAUCAAAUGGAACAUUUCAUCAUCUGUGUUCGAGGUCAUGAAUAAUGCAACACAGGGGCUGAGCACUAGCAUGAGCUCGUGUUUCAACAGGACUAUCCUAAGGAAUCCCAACUCCGGAAAGCUAACCUACGAUGAAAUGGCGACCCGGGUUUUUCGCGACAGCUGGAACAAAAAGGCUGAUAAGGACCUCAAUACCCUCGCUCUCCAAACAACGCUCAAGAGCUACGUCAAGAACGUGGCGCUCUACACCUCUGCUGCCAUCCGUGCCAAGUCUGACCAAACGGCUCCCGGGUACAUUCACAGGAGAGAAGAGAUUUACGUUAUUAAAAAACUGUAUCUGAUAUACCCCCUCGUCGUCCUGAUUUUGAGUAUUCUUUUCUUCCUAGUGACGAUAUAUUUAACCUGGAACGACGAGGUGUGGAAGAGCAGUCUUCUUCCACUGCUGUAUCACGGGUUCGCUGAAUCCUUCCCUGAUAACCUCAAGACCAUGGCCGAGAUGACAGAUGAGGCCGGAAAUAAGGCGUUCGAACUGAAGAGUGAUGGCGAGAAGGGUUUAAGGUUUUACGAGAAGGAGCAAGUUGAAAGUCGGAUGCCGAGCACUAAAAUGGGAUAUCAAUCGAUCAUACCACUCGAGCCGUAUGGUCCAAACAGAAACGACGAAUGA
Molecule: messenger RNA, 1479 nt
Organism: Clonostachys solani
Lineage: Eukaryota; Fungi; Ascomycota; Sordariomycetes; Hypocreales; Bionectriaceae
Source: the annotation of a GenBank genome assembly